AUGUACUGCAACUAUGAGCAGAAUGACUGGGCCGACCGGCUGGACACUGCAGCCUUUGUAUACAACAACACUGUCCACAACAGCAUUGGUGUCUCACCAUUCUUUGCAUGCUAUGGAUGGAACCCUAAGGCUCAUCCUGAUAUCCCUCAACAACUAGGAGUCAAUGAUCCAGGUCGCUUCGAGUACCUCAUGGAUGGAAAGGAGUGUUGCAAGUACCUCCAGGAGCAGAUCAGAGAGGCACAACAAAGAUCAGUAGACCAGUAUAACAGGAAGCACAAGGACAUUGAGUUCAAGGUGGGUGAUAUGGUCUAUAUCAACUGUCAAAACUGGAAGACAAGGAGACCCACACCCAAGUUAGAUACCCAGUUUGCAGGACCCUACCCAGUUCUGGAAAGAGUAGGACGCCAAGCUUAUUGGAUCACAUUGCCAGCAAACCUUAGGGUGCAUGAUGUGUUCCAUGUCUCCAUGCUCAAGCCAGCAAGAACAAGUUCUCUUCCUCAAUGUGCUGAACAGCCCACCAUACCAUCACUUCCAGAUGAGGACCUCAAUUUCGAAGUCAAAGCACUCAUUGACAAGUGUUCACACAAUGGGAUGACAGAGUACAAAGUGUUGUGGAGAGGGUACUCAGAAGAAGCUGCUUCAUGGGAACUGUCAUGGGCCUGGAUGCUCAAGAAGCAGGAGGGUCACUGGUUCAUAUGGAAGGAGCACAGGUAUCGAAGAUCUAGUCGAUACCAGUAG
Molecule: messenger RNA, 738 nt
Organism: Ustilago hordei
Lineage: Eukaryota; Fungi; Basidiomycota; Ustilaginomycetes; Ustilaginales; Ustilaginaceae
Exons: 1
Coding region: 1-738 (245 amino acids)
Molecular function (GO): nucleic acid binding
Source: RefSeq, a predicted model, not a curated record